This is a messenger RNA of Dalotia coriaria, 1403 nucleotides long. Its product is annotated as thioredoxin-related transmembrane protein 1-like. The record is from RefSeq and is a predicted model, not a curated record. The transcript has 5 exons. Lineage: Eukaryota; Metazoa; Arthropoda; Insecta; Coleoptera; Staphylinidae. Gene Ontology annotation, molecular function: disulfide oxidoreductase activity. Gene Ontology annotation, cellular component: endomembrane system. The coding region runs from base 138 to 974 and encodes 278 amino acids.
CUCGGCAACGCGCAACACGCACACAUCAUCCGGCAUUCGACGGAUAAGCACGGCAAGUACGGCGUCCAUCCGUCCGAUCCGUCCGUUCACAUCGCACACGCGACACGCACCCAAACAACACACGACUCUCCUGAAACAUGGCGUGCGGGCGUGCGACCCUUAGCGCCCUGCUGCUCAUCACCUGUGCCUUCGUCUGCGUGCGUGCCGGCAAACAAGUCGUCGAUUUGAACGAGGAUAACUGGCGACUAAUGCUACAGAAUGAGUGGAUGGUCGAAUUUUACGCCCCAUGGUGUCCCGCAUGUAAGGGCCUCGAAAGUAUCUGGCGUGACUUUGCCACCUGGUCCGAUGAUAUUGGCAUCUCCGUAGCCAAGGUAGACGUCACCACAUCACCGGGUCUUAGCGGCAGAUUUAUGGUUACUGCACUGCCAACAAUCUUCCAUGUACUUAAUGGCGAAUUCCGUCAGUACAAAGGCUCUCGCGACAAGGACGCUUUUAUUUCCUUUGUGGAAGAGAAGAAAUGGAAGAGUGUGGAGCCUGUUCCAAGCUGGCAAUCACCAAACUCAGUCCAGAUGGGUAUUGUCUCAACAUUCUUUAAGCUUUCACAGGUGUUGAGGCAAGUGCACAACAUGCUCAUGGAAGAGUAUGGUCUGCCAUCUUGGGGAUCCUAUCUUAUUUUCUCAAUCGCGACAAUUUUCAUUGGUGCAAUACUUGGCCUGAUUCUAGUAUGUGUGAUUGACUUGAUCUACCCGCAAAAGUACCCAGCCAAAGUUGAUCUUAAAAAAUCAGCAGGUGGUGAGGCACAUAAAGAUAAAGACAGUGAUGUUGAACUGUCCGAUGAGGAUAUCAAGGACGAUUUGGUAGACGAUGCUAGUCAAUCCGAAGGCGACGGCGAAGUUAAAUCAAGUUCAGAUGACAACGCCGCCGCAGAGAAGAGCAGUCCCGGUGUGAAGAAGCGCAAGUCCAGGAAGGAAUAACACUCACUCGACGCGUUUUGCGAGCGACUUGGACAUUCCACUGUUUACCGAAGCUCAACCGUUUCACGAAUACUACCUAACACAAGAAAAUUCAAAACCGAAGCGCAGACUUAUUUUUACAAAUGUAGACUUUGCAAACACAUUUGCAAUUCUUGUUGAAACACGCACAAUGACCAUGCGCAUAGUGUAAUUAUUUAUUGUUUAUAUUGUAUUAUCACAAUUUCGCAACCGGCUACGAUCUAUUUUUGGGUGCCUCGUCACAUUUUUUACUAAAACCUUAUUGUAGAAAUUUUCUAAAAAUACUAAUAACGCGACGAAAGGCGGCGACAUAUUGUGAUUAAUUUGUAAGAAAGUGUUGGCGUUCUUUCAGACGUCGGCGUCGUUGAUUUUAAGGCUCUUAAUUCUACGAAUGUAAACAUUUUUAAAACA